CUCAUACUGCGCAGUUCAUCAACCUUCUCAGCUGCUCAGAUCUCGCCGUUAGCGACGGUCUCAAGUCAUGCACCAGUCAAGUCGAGUUCUCAGAGCGUUCGGCUUGACCGGUAGGACUGUCAGGCUCAUAGACACCCCGGGCUUUGACGACACUACGCGGACCGAUACGGAGGUGCUGAAAAUGAUAGCUGUCGCGCUGUCCCAAAUGUACGAAGAUGGACACAAGCUAAGCGGUAUCAUCUACAUGCAGCGCAUCUCCGACUUCCGCAUGACUGGGAUCUCCAGGCGCAACUUCCACCUCUUCCGCAAGCUCUGCGGCGAAGACACGCUCAAGAACGUCGUCAUCGUGACCAACAUGUGGGGCGAGGUCAACGCAGAGCGGGGGCUUGCACGCGAGGACGAGCUCGCGUCAGACCCCAUGUUCUUCAAGCCUGCGCUCGAGAAGGGCGCGAAGAUGAUGCGCCACGACAACACGUACCACUCCGCUGUCACCGUCAUGCUUCAGCUUAUCCCGAAUACGCCUGCACCUUUGCUCCUCCAGACGGAACUGGUAGAGCAAGACAUGGACAUCGCCGAGACCGCCGUCGGCGCGGAGCUUGCGCGCGAUAUAGAAGAGCAAAGGCAGAAGUACUGCGAAGAGCUGGGCGAACUGCAGCAAGAAAUGCAGGAGGCCUUCCGCGCAGGAGACAGCGAGACGACUGAGGAGCUGCAGACUGUUCAAGAGGAGACCAAGGCGAAGGUGGCAACGAUCGAGAAGCAAAAGAAAAGCUUCUAUGGCACCUUUGCCACCUGGCUGCCACUGUUGCUCCUUGGUGGCGACAGCUGCAGCCGUCGGGGUGGCCUUACUUGUGGAGCAGCGCCGGCAAGGACGCUCGCGGUCACCUUCACCGUCGCUGUAACAUUUUCAUGGGAGCGUAGCUUACCAACACCUCCUCAACAACCCGAGCUGCGCGGUUAUGACAUCCGCCGGUGUAUGACAACUGACACGUAGCCUCCGAACUUGUACCUUGCAUCAGUAGUGUGAUAGUGCCUUUAGGAUCUGGGCCUGCGCUUGUAAAGCCCAAAGUAUCUGCAUACGAGCACGCG
This is a messenger RNA of Fomitopsis serialis, 1086 nucleotides long. RefSeq lists its product as uncharacterized. The transcript has 2 exons. Bases 68 to 991 code for a protein of 307 amino acids. The record is from RefSeq and is a predicted model, not a curated record. NCBI's taxonomy places the organism in Eukaryota, Fungi, Basidiomycota, Agaricomycetes, Polyporales, Fomitopsidaceae.